AUGUCUGCACCACCUAACCCAUUUACGCCUGCUUUGAUCGUCGUCGAUGUUCAGGAAGACUUUUGCCCGCCCAACGGCUCGCUCGCCGUACAGGACGGUCGCGCGAUCGCAGAACCCAUCAAUGCGCUACUCAAGCUGCCCUUCCCUCUGCGCAUCGCGACGCGCGACUUUCACCCCGCCAAUCACGUCUCAUUCGCCUCUGCACACGCCGACGCGAAGCCGUUCGAGACGAUAUUGACUAUCACCAACCCCCUGAACGCGGCCGAGACGCAAGAGAGUCGAGCAUGGCCUGAUCACUGUGUACAAGGCACACCGGGCGUGGAGAUCAUACCCGAGCUCGACGCGUCGCGCUUCACGCACGUCGUGGAUAAAGGCAUGGACGCGCGCGUGGAGAUGUACAGCGCUUUCUACGACCCUUUCCGCGUGAGCGUGUCCAAGCUACCGGAAUUGCUGAAGGAGGGUGGUGUCACGGAUGUGUAUGUGGUGGGGCUUGCGACGGAUUACUGCGUGAAGGCCACGGCGUUGGAUGCGGCUGGGGAAGGAUAUCGAGUUUGGGUCGUGAGCGAGGCAACGAAGGCAGUCGAUCCGAGUGGGUUGGGGAAGGUGCGAGAGGGUAUGGAGGAGAAGGGCGUGCGGUUCGUUGGCGUAGACGGGGAAGAGGUUGGCUGGGUUCAGAAGCUUCAAGACUCUGAGUGA
Peniophora sp. CBMAI 1063 is the source of this 696-nucleotide messenger RNA. Lineage: Eukaryota; Fungi; Basidiomycota; Agaricomycetes; Russulales; Peniophoraceae. The record is from the annotation of a GenBank genome assembly.